Messenger RNA from Condylura cristata (star-nosed mole), 4240 nucleotides. RefSeq names its product protein tyrosine phosphatase, receptor type, C (gene PTPRC). The transcript has 27 exons. Gene Ontology annotation, molecular function: protein binding; protein tyrosine phosphatase activity. NCBI's taxonomy places the organism in Eukaryota, Metazoa, Chordata, Mammalia, Eulipotyphla, Talpidae. Gene Ontology annotation, biological process: protein dephosphorylation; negative regulation of protein kinase activity; positive regulation of peptidyl-tyrosine phosphorylation. The record is from RefSeq and is a predicted model, not a curated record. The coding region runs from base 28 to 3177 and encodes 1049 amino acids.
GAAUACGGCUGGUUUCCAGAUAUAACCAUGUAUUUGUGGCUUAAACUUUUGGCCUUCGGCUUUGUCUUUCUGGACACUGGAUUGUUUGUUACAGGACAGAGUUCUUCACCUGCUACAACUCCAGUGCAGUCCUGUGAAGAAAAUAUCUCUGUGAGCUACACUUACAACAAUGAAAGUAAAUUUUUUACUGCAAAAGUAACCGUUAAUAAAGAUACAUGUAGGUGUGACGAUCAAAUAAUCGGUAACCUAACAGCAUGCCAGGAUUUCAGUGUAGAUUUUACUUCAUGCAAUAUUUCAUCUAAGAUCUACUGGACACCCUCAGCAUUUGAAUUUAAAGAUAUCACAAAGGAUGUAACAGCAAAUACUUCUGUUCUUUUAAUUUGGAAUUCAAUUAAUGGUUGUGAAGAAAAUAUUACUUACAGUUUUCAAUGUGCUCCCAAGAAACCUACGUCUUUUUCUUGUGAAGCUGAAAAUGCAACGGCAGGAAUUUUUACCUGGGCACAUCCUCGAAACACUAUGCUUAAUUUUUGUCUUUCUACUAGCUUUAAGUCAGAUAUUGUCCACCUAACAAAGGGUGAAACUGAGUAUAGUUACAAUAAGUUGAAGCCUUACACAAACUAUACUGUAACACUAUCUACUUUCCUAUAUGGAAGAAGGGGAGUGAAGCGUGAUGGACCUGAAGUCACAUGUAAUUUUUCCACACCAGCUUCUGAGCCAGGCCCUGUCAAAAACUUGGAACUUUUUUCAACUUCAGAGAAUAGCGUGCGAGUGACUUGUAGUAGUCCUGCAGAACGUAAUGGCCCAGAAGGUGACUAUCGUUUGGUGGUCACAGGAGACAACAAGCAUCAAGUAAUGCAGACGGAGAAAAAAUGCCUCUUCAAUGUAAGCGACCUUCACUAUUUAACAAAUUAUACUUUUGAGGUCCGUUAUCACAAUACUCAUGCAUUAGGAAAGCCACAGUUUAAAAGCAGUGUAACAUCAUAUAAUUCUCAAGCACUGAUUAUAUUUUUGGUAUUUUUGAUUAUUGUGACAUCAAUAGCUCUGCUUGUUGUUCUCUAUAAAAUCUAUGAUCUACAAAAGAGAAGAUCCAGAGAUUUAGAAGAACAACAGGAACUUGUUGAAAGGGAUGAUGAAAAGCAGCUGAUGAAUGUGGAGGCAAUCAGUGCAGAGAAUUUGUUAGCAACUUAUCAGAGAAAGAUGGCUGAUGAAGGAAGACUUUUUCUGGCUGAAUUUCAGAGCAUUCCAAGGGUGUUCAGCAAGUUUUCUAUCAAGGAUGCUCGAAAACCCUUUAACCAGACCAAAAACCGUUAUGUUGACAUCCUUCCUUAUGAUUAUAAUCGUGUUGAACUCUCUGAUCUAAAUGGAGAUGCAGGGUCAAACUAUAUAAAUGCCAGUUAUAUUGAUGGUUUCAAAGAACCAAGGAAAUACAUUGCUGCACAAGGUCCACGGGAAGAAACUGUUGAUGAUUUCUGGAGGAUGAUAUGGGAACAGAAAGCCACAGUUAUUGUCAUGGUCACUCGAUGUGAAGAAGGAAAUAGGAACAAAUGUGCAGAAUACUGGCCAUCCAUGGAAGAGGGAACACGCACCUUCGGAGAUGUCACUGUAAACAUCAGUGAACACAAACGAUGUCCAGACUAUGUCAUUCAGAAAAUGAACAUUAUAAAUAAAAGAGAAAAGACAGCCAAAAGAGAGAUAACUCACAUUCAGUUCACCAGCUGGCCAGACCAUGGCGUGCCUGAGGAUUCUCACCUGCUCCUCAAGCUGCGGAGGAGAGUGAACGCGUUCAGCAACUUAUUCAGUGGCCCAAUAGUAGUGCACUGCAGUGCUGGUGUUGGGCGCACUGGUACCUACAUUGGAAUUGAUGCCAUGCUAGAAGGCCUGGAGAAGGAGGGCAAAGUGGAUAUUUAUGGUUAUGUCGUCAAACUGAGGAGACAGAGAUGCCUGAUGGUUCAAGUGGAGACACAGUACAUUUUGAUCCAUCAGGCAUUGGUGGAAUACAAUCAAUAUGGAGAAACAGAAGUGAGCUUAUCUGAAUUAUAUCCAUAUGUACAAAACAUGAAGAAAAGAGAUUCUCUCAGUGACCUAUCUCUACUAGAGGCAGAAUUCCAGAGACUUCCUACGUAUAGGAGCUGGAAGACACAGCACGCUGGCAAUCAUGAAGAAAAUAAAAGUAAAAACAGGAAUUCUCAUAUCAUUCCAUAUGACUUUAACAGAGUGCUACUUAAACAUGAACUGGAAAUGAGCCAAGAGAGUGAGCACGACUCAGAUGAAUCUUCUGAUGAUGACAGUGACUCAGAGGAAAUGAGCAAGUACAUCAAUGCAUCCUUUGUAAUGAGUUACUGGAAACCUGAAAUGAUGAUUGCUGCUCAGGGGCCUCUGAAAGAAACCAUUGGUGACUUUUGGCAGAUGAUAUUCCAAAGAAAAGUAAAAGUUAUUGUUAUGUUGACAGAGCUGAAGAGUGGAGACCAGGAAGCCUGUGCUCAGUACUGGGGAGAAGGAAAGCAAAGAUAUGAAGAUGUAGAAGUUGAAAUGAAAAACACAAGUAAAUCUCCAGCUUACACCCUUCGUGUAUUCGAACUGAGACAUUCCAAGAGAAAAGAAUGUCGAACUGUGCACCAGUACCAGUUUCACAAUUGGAAUGUGGAAGAGCUUCCUGCAGAACCCAAAGAAUUAAUCUCUAUGAUUCAGGUUCUCAAACAAGAACUUCCCAAGAAGAAUCCCACUGAAGGGACUAAGUAUCACAAGAACGUGCCUCUUCUUAUUCAUUGCAGGGAUGGAGCUAAUCAAACAGGAAUAUUUUGUGCUUUGUUAAAUCUCUUGGAAAGUGCAGCAACAGAAGAGGUGAUUGAUGUGUUUCAAGUGGUAAAAUCUCUACGCAAAGCAAGGCCAGGAAUGGUGUCCACAUUUGAGCAAUAUCAAUUCCUAUAUGAAAUCAUGGCUAGCAUCUAUCCUGCCCAGAAUGGACAAGUAAAGAAAGACAACCAAGGAGACAAAAUUGAAUUUGAAAAUGAAGUGGACAAAGCAAAACAGGAUGCUAAUUGUGUCAAUCUAGUUGCCCUAGAUAAACCCCAAGAAGGAAACAAAGAAGAUGAAGUUCCCAAACCAACCAAUGUCACUGAGGAGCUAGAACAAUCUGCUAAUGGUCCAGCAAGUCCAGCUUUAACACAGAGUACAUAGAAAAAGACAAAAUUGGGGCAAUUCAGAAACUCACCUAGCAAGUAUUUCUAUUUUUCUAGAAAUAGAUGGUAAAAUAGUUACAUAGUAGAUUAAUCAAAUGCACUGGACCAGUACUUUGGGGGAAGUGUCUGAUUUACUAGAAACAAAUAUUUAAGAUGGUUUUGCUAAAACAUUUGUACAGUCUUGUGCUUUUUUUUUUUUUAAUUUUAUCUAUCAGCCACAAAAGGCAUCUUCUUUGUACUCUUGCGUGUGUGUGUGUGUGUGCAUGUGUGCGUGACAGGUAGAAAGAGAGGAAGGCUGAAUUCAAGUGAAUCUAAAUGCUCUUGAGAAUGCCUUUUUUGUCUUUUUACAAAGAACAUAUUUUAUACUGGAAGAUUAAUUUAGCUUAAAAAAACUAUCUUUAAAAAAUCAUGAAUUCUAUGUGGAAUAGGUAAAAGAAUAACUGCUAUAUUUCUAGAAUGUUCCAAGAAGUCCGCCUUGCUCUACUCACAUUAUGAUUUACUAUUUUACUUCUAGAAAUAGAUAUAUAAGUUGUGUGUAUGUGUGUGUGUAGUUACCACAAGUAGGUCAGCUAAAUUAAGUUUUAAAAACCUUAGAGUCCAGAUGUUAGCAUUUAGUCCAAUAUUUUUUCAAGCUUAUUUAAUCUAAUUUAAAAUUUUAAGCAAGGCUAUCUUGCUAUCUUCUCAUAGUGUCUACGGUUUUUCAGCAUGGAUAUUCUCUGCACUGUAUGUAAAAUUCAUUUCUUGGUACUUUUAACAAAAAGUUGUAUGUCUCUGACAACCAAACUUAAAUAAAUAUCUUUAAAUAAAUCCAACAUAUAUUAAAUUCAUAGGCUAAAAAUAAAAUAAUUAAAAUGUAUUUGUGCUAAGUAUUAACACAUGAUACCUAAUAUACUUGUUGUUACGGAGCUCAGCAUUGAUAAGAGAAAUAUCCUAUUGCAUAUGUGUAUUUUCCAUGUGUAUUUUCCAUGUUAAAGUUUAUCCUUGACUUUCAUUGAAGUGUACUUACUUUGUAUUUUUCAAAUGCUUAGACUGCUUUUACCAGGUGUUAUCAAUAAUCAUAA